CUAGAAUUUUUCGAAAUGCAUCACCCAGAUUCUGCAGGGGACUCAGCAAGCCCUAGAAAAAUGGCGCACCCGACGAGUUUUGCAAGACGGGGUAGCAGCACUGCAAGUGGUUCCUCUUCAGCGUUGACAGCAUCGGGAAGUGCUAGCCUUAGCAACAACCUGAUGCCGGCAGAUGAUUAUCAGGCAUCCAUGUUGAUACAGCCGCAAGCUCCUACUUUGUCCUCCUCUGCCGGGCCUCAGCACCCUCCACAGAGCCUAAACAUCCACUCUCAAUCCACGCUGCAGCCUCAAAUCUUGCCAUCAAGCGGAGCUCAAAUGAAAAAGAAAAGUGGUUUUCAAAUCACGAGUGUUACGCCAGCACAGAUUUCUGUCAGCACCAACAACAGCAUAACAGAAGACACAGAGAGUUGUGAUGAUCUGGAUGAAUCUCACACAGAGGACCUUUCAUCUUCUGAGAUCCUGGAUGUGUCCCUCUCUCGGGCCACUGACAUGGGAGGAGCUGAGAGAAGCUCCUCUGAAGAAACUCUCAGUAAUUUACAUGAGGCAGAGACCCCAGGUGCUGUAUCUCCUAAUCAGCCCCCAAUCCAUCACGCGCUCUCUCAAGUGCACUCGCACGGCACUAUUGUUAAUGGAACUAUCCACCAUCACCACAAUCACCACCAUGGACUUCAUCAUCACCACCACUUUCACCCCACAUCCUCCGGACCCGCUCAUCUUCCGUCGGGCUCGGGUGGCACUCAGUCUGGGAUCCCGCUGGGAAGUGCAGUGUCAACCACUGUCACAUCAACAUCUGGAGCUUUACCAAAUAUGGGCCAGAAAAUGCCUUCAAACAUCGGAGGAAUUCUAGAAAAUGCCGCUGCUGGUACAGCCAGUGUUGCUGGAAAGCCUAUGGUUGCAGUUGCCCCUGGAACUACUGCUGGAAUACUUCCUGCAGCCACAGGUGCCACAAUUAAUACAGUUAAUCCCUUAUCAAGCAAUGUUAGCAAUGUCAAUAUUUUGAGCUCUGCCAGUGUGCCUGGUUUGGGAAGCAUUAGUUCCACUGGUAGCAAUGUUGUGUUGUCCACUAGUGUGAACAGUGUGAGUAACAAUAAUGUAAACUUGAUUCAGCAACAAAGUGGAAUGCUAAACACAGGUGUUGCUUUGACAGCUGGUGCCAGUGCCUCUGGUGUCGGUGGAUCCACAAGUGGGAACCAGGCUGGGUUGACUGCAGUGGCCCAGCCAUCAACUGCCAGCACCGCAGUACCAGUCUCACACGCUCAGCCCCAGCAAGCCCAGGUUCCUGCCCCUGUUACCACCAGCUCACGCUUUAGGGUGGUCAAACUAGAUUCAAACUCUGAGCCAUUUAAGAAGGGGAGAUGGACUUGCACAGAAUAUUACGACAAGGAGACUCCAGUCGCUCCCCCUACUGUGGAGAAUGCCCAGAGUACCAGGACUGUGGAGAGCAUACGCCAGUUUGUGCCUGACAGUGUGCUGGGACCUGAGCGAGAGAACGUGAGUUCUCUCAGCAGCUCAGUCAGCACUCUGAGCCACUACUCUGAGAGUGUGGGCAGUGGAGAAACAGGAGGCCCCUCUUCUGCUCAGCAGACUUUCCAGCAGCCACCCCCUCACCUGCAGGACUAUGUUGCCCCACAUGGCCUCUCUCAAACCCACAUGCACCCCAAGGAUUUUGUGCACGCACACUUGAAAACCAGUACGGCUCCCUCAUUGCAAGCAAGCACUCAGCAGCCAGCAGCUCCAUCCAGCAUUGGAGGUCUGCAGACCAGCAUCGGGCAUCCAUCCCUACCUGGGCCCCAGCAACAGCUGACGUAUGCCCAGGCAGCACAGUCAGCUCCAGCUCAGGCAUUGCCAGGUGUUGCCCAGCAACACAUGGGCUACUCAACUGCACAGCAACCCCUAACACCUUCCCAGGUACCCACGACUCACAUGAACACUUUGAGCCAAGGUAGCAGCCUGCCGCCUGACUUUAUCCAGACCUCGACCUCUGGAUCAGCUCAAACACUGCCCCAAUCACGCCCAAUCCCUCCUGUGGCUGUAGCUAGUAGCGGUCAGCUGAUGGCUCCAUCACAGCAACCUGUGGGCGCCGUGCCAACCGCGCUCUGCCAGCCACUCCCUCAAGGGCUGCUGCAGCCACAGCAGAUGUCCUCCGCCCAGUUGUCGCAGGUGUCGCCCAGCGGGGUCAUGCCACAGUUAGUACAGUCCGCGGGGACCGGGCCCGUUCAGCAGACCAAGGGACAGCAGCUUCCCGCUCAGCUCCCCGCAGCAGAACAGCAACCACAGCAUAAACCACCACUCAGCACGCCGGGUCUGGGAGCCCAGCUGCCCUCAGCGAUCGCAUCGAACCUGCUCACACUGAAUGUGCCUCCCAAUUCCCAGAGUGAUUCUCAGUCCAGCCUAGUGCAGAAUGGUACGAAGGACAGCAGAGCCCAGCCAACGACAGUCAGCAGCGCCCUACAUACCAGUCUGCCCUCUCUGAUGGCCUCGCAGCUGGAGGAUGCCCAGCGCCUUCUCUUUCAGCAUCAGUCCCUGCUCGCGUUUCCCAAGCUUGCGGCUGGUGAAAGUGCCUCCCAGACUGGUACCUCCGUGGGUCCAGAGGGGAGCAGUGGAGACAAUGCCUUAAAUGCCUCAGGCAGCCUGCUGAAAAGCCUACCUGUGGAUGGAGAGGAGGAUGGUUCUUCAGGCGCCAGUGUUGUGGCCAUAGACAAUAAAAUUGAACAAGCCAUGGAUUUAGUGAAGAGUCACUUAAUGUAUGCUGUUCGAGAGGAAGUGGAGGUUUUGAAAGAACAGAUCAAAGAACUGAUAGAACGGAACUCUCAACUGGAGCAGGAGAACAACCUGCUAAAAAACCUAGCCAGUCCUGAGCAGCUUGCUCAGUUUCAGGCACAGGUUCAAAGUGGCUCACCACCAGCGUCCACACAAGCAUCACAGCCAUCUGCCACCCCAGCCCAGCUCGCUUCACAGAACUCUGGACCCUCUGCGUAGCACAAGUUAUUCCCUGAGAGAUGAAACCAGGGCCUGAAACUGAAUACAAAUGGACUUGCGCUAAAAGAACAAGUAUGCCUCAAUGACGAGAGGAUUCUGUUAACAUUUUGCACAUAUUUAACUCUUCAAAAAAAAAACAACAAACAAACAAAAAAAAAAAACCCUUGAUGUUGUCAUACUGAGACACACUACAGACAGUCCGCUGGGCCGUCGACGGAGGAUGGACAUUGCCA
Molecule: messenger RNA, 3212 nt
Organism: Chanos chanos (milkfish)
Lineage: Eukaryota; Metazoa; Chordata; Actinopteri; Gonorynchiformes; Chanidae
Gene: tsc22d1
Product: TSC22 domain family, member 1
Exons: 3
Coding region: 16-2979 (987 amino acids)
Biological process (GO): regulation of transcription by RNA polymerase II; positive regulation of cell population proliferation; negative regulation of apoptotic process
Cellular component (GO): nucleus; cytosol
Source: RefSeq, a predicted model, not a curated record